AAAAUUUUUUUUUUUGUAUUUCAUUUAUUUAUAUAUAUAUAAUUUUCCGAACUUUCUAAUUUAUUUUCUUUUUUUUUUCAUUUUCCACUUUUUUUACCCAAAUAAAAAAAAUUUUUUUUAAAUAAAACAUUUGCUAGAAGUUUUGCUGUCAAGAUACUUGACAAGUCCUUAAUUUCAUCCGUUUAUUCUUUUAAAAAAACACACUUAUCUUUCCUCGAAAGAAUUAUAUAGAAAAAUUUUAUUUGAUAUCGUAACCCGCAUUUCUUUUUUGUUGUUGCGUAAUAAAAUUACGACAUAAUGGAACAAUUUUGGUCAGAAUUAGAUGAAAUACUUAAACAAGGUGAAAACAAUCAGGAUUCAGCAUUGAAUUCCAUUAAUGUAUACAUAAAAUUUGUAUCUGAUUUUAAAGAUAAAUAUCCUGAAUGUGAAACGGAAUUUAUGCAUUGUUGUUACAAAUUGCUUGUUUCAUCCAUAUAUCAAAAUUUUUCUGAUAGGAUUAUUGAACAUGUUAUACAACAUGCAGCAAAAAAAACUGAUGUUAAAGAACUAUGCGUAUUGUAUAACAUCCUAUUUCUUGCCGGAAGGGAGAAUAAAUGUAUUUUUAAACGAAUGGUAAACGAACAAGAACGAAAUUUUGUAUCGAAAUUAAAAGAUCAUAUUGAAAGUAAAGAUGGCGGUAAAUUGCAGCAAAUUUCAAUAAAGUUGCUUUUCGAAAUUUGUCGCGUCCAACGAUUAUCUUCUGACGAAUUGGAUUUAAUAGACGAGUUGUUUUUGAAUCAUCUUCUUGAUUUGGUUGAAAAAACAAGAGAUGAUGAAGACGAAACAUUUAAUUAUUCAGUCAUUUGUUUGAUCUUAUCAUUUAAUGAGCAAUUUAUGUUGGCUGCCAUGUCGCAAGAAGAGGAAGAGUGUGAUGAUUGGAAUCCUAAUACUGUCUUACGAGUAUUAGGAGAGAGAAUUGGUAGUAGCAAAACUUUUAGCGAAAAUGUGAUAUUUAUGUUGAAUCGCACAGUUGAUCAUAAUAUACAAAUGCUUAUAUUAAAACUAUUAUAUGAAAUAUUUACCACGCCUGAAACGUACGAAUAUUUUUACACGAAUGAUUUACGGGUUCUUAUAGAUGUAUUUAUUAGAGAACUUUAUGAUUUACCCGAAGAGAGUGAAGCACUUCGUCAUACAUAUCUACGGGUACUUUACCCAUUAAUUAUAAAUACACAGUUGAGUCAACAUCGAUACAAACAACAUCAGAUUUAUAGUUUACUUUUAGAUUUAAUUGGAACUUCAAUGAAACAACAAUUCAAACCUAUAUCACCAACAACAAAAAGAUUAGUAGAUAGAUGUUUGAUGACGGAAUAUUUGAAUGAUAUAGCUCCUCCUCGUAAAUGUGGUAAUGAGAUAAAAAGAACACCAACUCCAAAUGCUCUUGUUAUGAGAAUGGAUACUGCAAAAGAUACAAAUUCUUCAAAUGGAAAUGGAUUUACUGUUGAAGUCGUAAUUGAUGGUGUUAAAUCAAUGUGACAAAAAACUUAAAAUCACCUAUUUUUCGGAUUAAAUUGCUAAAAGAACAUUUAAAUGGAAUCAUGUACUGGACUCUUUAAAAAAACAUAUAUGAAUAUAGAGAGUUAUAUAAUCUAUUAUAGACAUUUGAAAAAAAAUGUUUACAUUAUUAAUUAAAUACAAUUAAUCAUUCGCUUGUUUUGAGUAAUAUACUCUUUUCUUUCUUUAGAUAUUGUAUAAUAUAUCCGAUAAUUUUUUUUUUUAGAAUUUUAUAUAAUUAUUAUUUUACUUUUACUAAUUUAAUAUCUAAUCGUGUAGUCGGGGACAUAAUGAUAGCCAGCAGCGAACUUAAUAGUAAAAGAAUUAUUUAUUAGUGCAUAAGUAUGAAUAUUAAAAAUAAAAAGAAUAAUUUUAUUAAUA
Molecule: messenger RNA, 1911 nt
Organism: Rhizophagus irregularis DAOM 181602=DAOM 197198
Lineage: Eukaryota; Fungi; Glomeromycota; Glomeromycetes; Glomerales; Glomeraceae
Source: RefSeq, a predicted model, not a curated record